UGUGACGCGAUAUAGAAAAUUAAUGAGUUUCGACUGUGGGGAGUGUCUCGUAGGUGAGCGAGUCACCUUACCCCUAAUGGUUAAAAAUGUCGGUGGCGAGGGAAGAUUCUUCAUUAUGAGCGAAAUCGACUGGUGUUCGAUGCAUAUCGAGGAUGUUUCUAACAAUAAUAUACUAAUUCUACCAUCUUUCGCCAUGUGGCCUGCGUAUUUUACGCUCAAAUCGCAAGAGCAUAUAUAUCUGUACCUCUACUUCUUCCCCGACGCUCAUGGAAUGCAUGUAGAAACAUUAUACGCGAUAUGCAACAAUUGUUCCGUGAUAACGACAGAGAUCAUUGGAGAUGGAGUUAUGUACGAACAAUAGUAGAAUAAAAAUACACAAUGGUAAGGAACAC
Molecule: messenger RNA, 392 nt
Organism: Temnothorax curvispinosus
Lineage: Eukaryota; Metazoa; Arthropoda; Insecta; Hymenoptera; Formicidae
Exons: 3
Coding region: 23-361 (112 amino acids)
Biological process (GO): negative regulation of cell population proliferation
Source: RefSeq, a predicted model, not a curated record